AGUGGCCGGUGGUCGUACUGCAGCUGCAAUGGACUCCUAUUGAGGCACGCUAACAUGAACAUGAACAUGAACAUGAACAUAACAUGACUCCUUCAUGAACCGCCACAAAGCUGACACCCGCCACUCUUUCCGUGCUAUUAAGUCUUCUCCCGGAAGGACUGCCGCUCAACUUAGGGGUGUUGAGCGUCUUCGCCAGAUUUGAAGAACUACUGACCACAGAAGCGUUGGCCAGGAGGAGACAACACCAAAGAGGAUGGCAUCACCGUUUGUGCCUGUCCCCGUGCCUUUGGACAGAGCCUCAUCAGGUGGCACCAGGAAGGUGAGACGGACCCAGCGAGCGUCUUCACUGGGGAGUGUCUCGUCCACACUGACCACGUCCACCAAUGGGAGUUCCCCUCGCCUGUCCAAUGGCGUGGACCGAGGCCGCCAAAGCCUGACGCCGCCGCCUCUCCGUAGCCCCGUCUUGCAGGCCAGGGUGAACGGAACUCUUGAGUCCUUUGGGUGUCCAGGUUGCCCUCGCUCCGUGUCAGACCCUGUCUGGAGCCAGCAGGGAGGAGAGCAGAGGCCCAUCACUCCCACCGUGCUUGGGUAUGAGGUCAUGGAGGAGAGGGCAAAGUUCACGGUCUAUAAGGUCCUGGUAAGGAAGACACCAGAGGAGAGCUGGGUAGUUUUCAGAAGGUACACUGAUUUCUCCAGACUCAACGACAAGUUGAAGGAGAUGUUCCCAGGAUUCCGACUUUCAUUGCCUCCAAAGCGCUGGUUCAAAGACAACUACAACGACAACUUCCUGGAAGAUAGACAGUUGGGACUGCAGACCUUUCUGCAAAACCUGGUUGCACACAAAGACAUUGCCAACUGCCAGGCAGUCAGGGAGUUUUUAUGUCUGGAUGAGCCACCAGGACCCUUCGACAGUUUGGAAGAAAGCAGGGCUUUCUGCGAGACUCUGGAAGAAAGCAACUACCGUCUACAGAAAGAACUUCUGGAGAAGCAAAAAGAGAUCGCCUCACUCAGGCGGAGUCUUGUGGAGAAAGAGCAAGCCAUUCUGCUCCUGGAAAAACACAUCAAUGGUGAGGGUGUGGGCUCACGGUCUUCUGCUCAGGGCGUCGACGUGGAGUCACCUGCUGCAAAAGGUGAUCAGGACGUCCCCAACAACAGCGGCGAGUCACGCGAGGUCCACUUGGCAAGAACCUCUGCCUGUUGGUGUGGACCUCCACCCAGCGCCUCUCCCCCCGUCAUCCACGUCACCCAGCUGACGGAGCCUUGAAACCACCACAGGUCUUCUGCUCCCAUUCUAUUCCAGCCUGCAGCUUUCCUUUCCCUGCCUGGAUCUGUCCUGCUCCUCCCUUCAUGCAGAUAGCACCUUUGGAUCUGUCCUGCUCCUCCCUUCAUGCAGAUAGCACCUUUGGAUCUGUCCUGCUCCUCCCUUCAUGCAGAUAGCACCUUUGGAUCUGUCCUGCUCCUCCCUUCAUGCAGAUAGCACCUUUCUCCUACGUGCUGCUGUUGAUAGCACUUUUCUUUCUAGGCUGUCAAAGUAGUUUUAUGAAAAUGGUUCUGCCACAGACGGUUCCACUUAUUCCUCUAUGGUUUCCAUACGGCUCACAGGAUAUUAGAUGUUAUCUACUGCGGAGAUCUUUUUACAGAUCUGGAAUCACUGAACGCAAGACACGACCUAAACUCCUUCUCUUGAAAAGACUGACUUUGGCUUCUUGCCUAAAAAAUGACACUACUGUCAGUUUAUAGAAUCAUCCCAAGAAGGUCCUUCUGUCAAAGUGUGUAGAUGACAACACCAGAAGGUCCUUCUGUCAAAGUGUGUAGAUGACAACACCAGAAGGUCCUUCUGUCAAAGUAUGUAGAUGACAACACUAGAAGGUCCUUCUGUCAAAGUAUGUAGAUGACAACACUAGAAGGUCCUUCUGUCAAAGUGUGUAGAUGACAACACUAGAAGGUCCU
Messenger RNA from Entelurus aequoreus (snake pipefish), 1950 nucleotides. RefSeq names its product sorting nexin-16-like. NCBI's taxonomy places the organism in Eukaryota, Metazoa, Chordata, Actinopteri, Syngnathiformes, Syngnathidae. Bases 254 to 1264 code for a protein of 336 amino acids. The transcript is spliced from 8 exons. Gene Ontology annotation, cellular component: early endosome; extrinsic component of endosome membrane; late endosome. The record is from RefSeq and is a predicted model, not a curated record. Gene Ontology annotation, molecular function: phosphatidylinositol binding. Gene Ontology annotation, biological process: endosome to lysosome transport; early endosome to late endosome transport; protein targeting to lysosome.